AAAAUUAAAAACAAAAAGAAAGACGGAGUACGAAAAAUCACUUUUUUACUGUAAAAAUCCGCUGCAAAAGCCUCCAACAUGGGAAAUGUUAACGAGAAAAGCAUGGCACGCGAACGAAUGAAGUCCGGAAGUCAAGAUUUGUUUCCGGGAUCGCCGUUAAAAGAGAGUUCCGCAUUUACCUUCGACAAGAGGCCAUUGUCUCAGGACAGUCAAGACGACGAUUCAAGUGCUUUAUCGCGAUCUGUGCCUCCAGGUGAUCCAGAAUUCUUGACAGAAACUCGUCCUCGAGCGAAUACAAUGUCGGAGGGACAACCGAUACCCGGAUCAGAUAAUCCGCCGCCCACGGAGGAAAUGGAAGAAGAGAAAAUUACGCUUCCGACAGUGUUCAAAUGGGAUGGCGGCGGCAAGCAAGUUUAUAUUUCGGGCACUUUCAGUGACUGGAAGGCGAUUCCGAUGGUAAAAAGUCAUGGGGAUUUCGUGACAAUCAUUGAUUUGCCCGAAGGCGAGCACGAAUACAAGUUUUACGUGGAUGGCGAAUGGAAACAUGAUGCAAAAUUGAAACAUGUCGACAACGACGCUGGCACAAAAAACAACAUGAUUUCCGUACGAAGAUCUGAUUUCGAGGUAUUCCAAGCUCUCGCAAAGGACAGCGAAGAUACCGGAAAUCACGAACAGCGCGAAUAUUCACAGGAAAUUCCUCAAGUGAAGCCAUGGGAGAAACAAUCUGGUCCUCCAGUAUUGCCUCCGCAUCUCUUACAGGUCAUCUUGAACAAAGAUACGCCUGUUUCUUGCGAACCAACUCUUUUGCCUGAACCGAAUCACGUCAUGUUGAAUCACUUGUAUGCACUUUCCAUCAAAGACGGGGUCAUGGUUCUCAGUGCCACACAUCGAUAUCGCAAAAAGUACGUGACAACACUGCUCUACAAGCCAAUCUAAAUGGAAACGUGAAUUAUUUUUAAUGGAUUUUAGUGUUAGAAGUGUGUUCUUUUUAGAUAAUUAAUGGUAAAAGUCGACGAAAAAGUGGAAGGAAUAAAUCAAAAAUUAUUUUUCUCGUUUAAAAGUUGAAAAUUUUG
Molecule: messenger RNA, 1073 nt
Organism: Culicoides brevitarsis
Lineage: Eukaryota; Metazoa; Arthropoda; Insecta; Diptera; Ceratopogonidae
Gene: alc
Product: 5'-AMP-activated protein kinase subunit beta-1
Exons: 4
Coding region: 79-936 (285 amino acids)
Biological process (GO): signal transduction
Cellular component (GO): nucleotide-activated protein kinase complex; nucleus; cytoplasm
Molecular function (GO): protein kinase binding
Source: RefSeq, a predicted model, not a curated record